Messenger RNA from Neltuma alba, 1982 nucleotides. RefSeq names its product putative F-box/FBD/LRR-repeat protein At1g78840. The record is from RefSeq and is a predicted model, not a curated record. Bases 312 to 1637 code for a protein of 441 amino acids. The transcript has 4 exons. Lineage: Eukaryota; Viridiplantae; Streptophyta; Magnoliopsida; Fabales; Fabaceae. Gene Ontology annotation, molecular function: protein binding.
CCUUUCCCCCCUCCUUCUGCGGGCUUCCUUUUGUUGGAGAAUGAAGAAGAUUAAAAAGAGCCAAGGAAAUUGAUAUUAAGGCACUGCGAGCCCAACUUUGUGCGCCGCCAAUUUCUUGAAGGCAGACACUGAAAAUCAGCCAUGGAUAUUGCAAUUAGACUGUAAGAGACUCUACUGCUCUUACUAUCAAUUUCUGAUGAUUUUCGUCGCAGUACCAAGGGGUGUCAACGCUCGUACCCUUGAUCGUCUGCUGAGAGUAUUGCUGCUGCUGCUGCUGCUGAAUAGGCUCAUCAAUGGUUUAGUCUAUUAAUAUGAUCAAAAGCACUGGAAUGGCCAAUUCAAUAGACUGCUCUGAAGCCAGAGUGAAGAGAGUUGAGUUUCGAGGAUCUAGUCGAAUGUCAAAGAAGUUAAAAAGAACAAUGUUGGCUUCUCAUAAGGGAGAUAAUGAUGCAGCAGAAAGCCAAGGUAGAUUGGGUGAUUUACCAGACAACCUGAUCCACCAUAUAUUGUCAUUCAUGGAAACGAAGGAUGCAAUUCGAACUAGUUUUUUAUCAAGAAGGUGGAGGUAUAUGUGGACUUCAGUUCCCUGCCUGAACUUCAACAGCAAAUCAUUUUCAAGGCUGGCUGAUUUUAAAAGAUUUGUGAAGCGGGUCCUAUCCCAACGUGAUACUUCUCAUAUCAAAGCUCUGACUUACUGUCGCUUUGGGGUGGAUUAUGCAACGGAUCAAUCUCUAUUGAAUAAGGUUAUUGAAUUUGCAACUUCACAUGGUGUUGAAGAAAUCCGAAUCAACCUUCGUGGGAAAAGCUCUGGUAGUCCUCCCAUUGAAAUCCCUUCCUCCCUAUUUGCUUGCCGGUCCUUGAAAAGGAUUGAGUUGAAAGACUGCCAUCCUACAAAUGUCCCACCAUCUGUUGGCUGCAAAUCAUUGGAAAUGUUGCAUCUUGAACAUUUUCCAUUGCAUCCUGGUCAAGCUAAUUCUUCAAAUCCAUUUUCUAGUAUACAGAAGCUUUUUGGUUUUACAAAGUUAACAACUUUGCAUCUCAACAGCUUUACUUUAAGUUGUACAGGAACUGGCCGUCUGGAUCCAUUUGCUGAUUGUGUAAAUUUGAAGAAUUUGCACUUAAGUGAAAUUUGCUUCAAGUCAGAUUUGAACCCGAGGGAUUUUGUGAUAUCUGCACCCCAACUCAGUAACCUUACACUAGUGUGCAACCGUUUGAAAUGUAAACUCGUAGUUGCUGCCCCGCAGCUUACCAAUUUCAGCUACAUUUACUCUUCUCCAUGUGCCCUUUUUGACUUUGGUCUUCCUUCUUUGGAUGACUUGACAAUUGAUAUUCAUGAGCUGCAUGAUCAAUUAGAAAUUUAUCAACGGAGGCAUAGAGAAGAGACUUUACAUGGUUUCAUCAAUGUGCUAUGGCGACACCAUAAUGUUGAAGCUGUUAAGCUAUCCUUCCAUACAGUCAUGGCUACCUGUGGGGCUGCUGCCUUGCUAAAGUGUGAGGAUUCAUCUUUUAUUAAGUCAAAGUCAUUGAAUUUAGGAGUGGGAUCAACAUAUAAAAUCUUCAUUAGCGACGUUGACCGCAUAACUGCCUACUAUCGCAGUUUCUCUCAGCAUACAGACUUUGAAAUCUCAACCUUUUAAAGAUGUUGAAACAGAUGAGGAGAAUCAGAUGGACGUUAAACUGGAUCCAUGGAAAGUAAACAAAGAUGAGUAGUGGGUACAUGGUAGAUUUUUAGUCACAGGAUUGGGAUAUUCUGGCACAGGUGGUUUUAUAGGAUUUAGUUUUCACAGGGAUAGGAAAAUUUUAAAUACUUUUUUCUCCUUUGUAAGUCUUGAAUUGUAGUCAAUACUUCAGUUAAAUUCAUAAUAUAGUCUUAUUGUAUUAAUUUUUGUUCCGAUAUGUUGUAGAAAUGUGAAUUGAGUAUCCUUUUUUGUUUUUAUAGAAAGAACUCUGAGGGUAUUAAUGAAUGAGAAAUACCCGGCUAA